UCCCAUUCCUCCUAAUUCACCGGAUGCAUAUAAAUACCUCUUCUUAUUGCAACUAUCAUAUCACACUUUUUUCUCUCCCCAUUCUACCCCUUCUUUGUUUUUCUAUUAUUACAAUUUCUGAAGGAGAACAUGACCAUUCUCGUGGAGCAAAUUCCAUUUGGGUCACAAUUUGAAGAUACCAAAAAUGUGCAUUCUGAAACCAACACCAAUGAACUUGUUCUUGAUGCUGGAUUUCAUCAACCUGAAAAGGAUUCUCAGAAUCAAUUGUUCCUUGCUCCAGAAAUCAAUUCAUUUGGCCAUACCUUCAGAAAUUAUGAUGAAGAAAGUGAAAGGCAAAAAGGGGUUGAGGAAUUUUAUAGAUUGCAACACAUCAAUCAAACAUAUGAUUUCGUGAAGAAAAUGAGGGAAGAAUACAAGAAACUAGACAAAGCUGAAAUGAGUAUAUGGGAAUGUUGCGAAUUGUUGAAUGAUGUUGUGGAUGAGAGUGAUCCUGAUUUGGAUGAGCCUCAAAUUCAACAUUUGCUGCAAUCUGCUGAGGCUAUUAGAAAAGAUUAUCCUAAUGAAGAUUGGUUACAUUUGACCGCUCUCAUUCAUGAUCUUGGGAAAAUUCUUCUGCUGCCGAAAUUCGGUGAAUUACCUCAGUGGGCUGUUGUUGGUGACACAUUUCCUGUAGGUUGUGCUUUUGAUGAAUCAAAUGUUCACCACAAGUAUUUCAAGGACAACCCUGAUGUCAAGAAUUCUGCUUAUAACACUAAAAAUGGGGUCUAUACUGAAGGAUGUGGACUAGACAAUGUGAUGAUGUCAUGGGGACAUGAUGAUUAUAUGUGUUUGGUUGCUGAGGAAAAUGGCGCCACUUUGCCAAAAGCAGGAUUGUUCAUCAUCAGAUACCAUUCAUUUUACCCUUUGCAUAAGGAAAAUGCUUACACUCACUUGAUGAAUGAACAAGAUUUUGAGAAUUUGAAGUGGCUCCAUGUAUUCAACAAAUAUGAUCUUUACAGCAAAAGCAAAGUUCUUGUUGACGUCGAAGAAGUGAAACCGUAUUACCUCUCGCUUAUCGAGAAGUAUUUUCCUGCAAAGCUGAGAUGGUGAUUAGUGAACUUUGAAGAUACUUACGAUCACGAAUGAAGGGUUAAGGGUCUGAAGGAAACAUAUACUCAUUUAUUUUGUCUAGUGAUUUGCAAAAUUACUAAGAGAUUAAAGGGUUAAUCAUUUUUUUUUCCGCGUAGUUUCAAUAAGAAAGUCAUAUGUUUGUAUUUGUAUUUGUAAUGCAGUUUGUAAUCUGUUGCAAUCAAAUAAACAAUUGGUUUCACAAAUCUAAAUAAAAAAAUUAUGUCUUAUUA
Vicia villosa (hairy vetch) is the source of this 1340-nucleotide messenger RNA. RefSeq names its product inositol oxygenase 4-like. The transcript is spliced from 10 exons. Bases 130 to 1089 code for a protein of 319 amino acids. Lineage: Eukaryota; Viridiplantae; Streptophyta; Magnoliopsida; Fabales; Fabaceae. Gene Ontology annotation, biological process: inositol catabolic process. Gene Ontology annotation, cellular component: cytoplasm. Gene Ontology annotation, molecular function: inositol oxygenase activity; iron ion binding. The record is from RefSeq and is a predicted model, not a curated record.